CUCCGCAACUUCUGCUGCUGCCGCUGCCGCUGCCGCCCGGGCGCUCUCGGCCCAGCCGAGCGGCUGCUGCGAGCUGUGGAGCUGCCGGCGGAGCCCGGCCCGAGCUCCCUCGACUUCGCGUGUCCCGGGCGUCCGUCGGGGGCCGAGGUGCCUCCCGCAGGGAGUCCCCGUGAGGCCGCGCUCCCGCGUUAUCCGCAGCGGCCGGGGGUCCGGGGAGUGCGGGGCUCCGAGACCGAGCGGGGCGCCCCCCAGCGGUCGGCGCGGGCCCCAUGGCUGGGCCGGGCGGAGCGGAACCGGUGAGGUGAAGCCCCGGGGCCGGCAGCCGGAGCGCGUGGCGGGGGCGCCGGCUCCAUGGGCAGCGGCACACGGCGGCGCGAUGAUGGACGUUAACAGCAGCGGCCGCCCAGACCUCUACGGGCACCUCCGCUCUUUCCUUCUGCCAGAGGUGGGGCGCGGGCUGCCCGACCUGAGCCCCGACGGUGGCGCCGACCCGGUCGCGGGCUCCUGGGCGCCGCAACUGCUGAGCGAGGUGACAGCCAGCCCCGCGCCCACCUGGGACGCGCCCCCGGACAAUGCCUCCGGCUGUGGGGAACAGAUCAACUACGGCAGAGCCGAGAAAGUUGUGAUCGGCUCCAUCCUGACGCUCAUCACGCUGCUGACGAUCGCGGGCAACUGCCUAGUGGUGAUCUCCGUGUGCUUCGUCAAGAAGCUCCGCCAGCCCUCCAACUACCUGAUCGUGUCCCUGGCGCUGGCUGACCUCUCGGUGGCCGUGGCGGUCAUGCCCUUCGUCAGCGUCACCGACCUCAUCGGGGGCAAGUGGAUCUUUGGCCACUUUUUCUGUAACGUCUUCAUCGCCAUGGACGUCAUGUGCUGCACGGCCUCGAUCAUGACCCUGUGCGUGAUCAGCAUUGACAGGUACCUUGGAAUCACAAGGCCCCUCACCUACCCUGUGAGGCAAAAUGGGAAAUGCAUGGCGAAGAUGAUUCUCUCCGUCUGGCUUCUCUCUGCCUCCAUCACUUUACCUCCGCUCUUUGGAUGGGCUCAGAAUGUAAAUGACGAUAAGGUGUGCUUGAUCAGCCAGGACUUUGGCUACACGAUUUACUCGACCGCCGUGGCGUUUUAUAUCCCCAUGUCCGUCAUGCUUUUCAUGUACUACCAGAUUUACAAGGCUGCCAGGAAGAGUGCUGCCAAACACAAAUUCCCUGGCUUCCCUCGAGUGGAGCCAGACAGCGUCAUCGCCCUGAAUGGCAUAGUGAAGCUCCAGAAGGAGGUGGAAGAGUGUGCAAACCUUUCGAGACUCCUCAAGCAUGAAAGGAAAAACAUCUCCAUCUUUAAGCGGGAACAGAAAGCAGCCACCACCCUGGGGAUCAUCGUCGGGGCCUUUACCGUGUGCUGGCUGCCAUUUUUCCUCCUCUCGACAGCCAGACCCUUCAUCUGUGGCACUUCCUGCAGCUGCAUCCCACUGUGGGUAGAGAGGACAUUUCUGUGGCUAGGCUAUGCAAACUCUCUCAUUAACCCUUUUAUAUAUGCCUUCUUCAACCGGGACCUGAGGACCACCUAUCGCAGCCUGCUUCAGUGCCAGUACCGGAAUAUCAACCGGAAGCUCUCAGCUGCAGGCAUGCAUGAAGCCCUGAAGCUUGCUGAGAGGCCAGAGAGAGCUGAGUUUGUGCUGUAAGACAAAACGCUGACUACUGUAGAAAAAAAGGUCAUGAUUCAUGAUCGAAAGCAGAACAAUGGAGAUGAAAUAAACAAGGCAAAUUAGAGGUGGAAACAGAAGGAAGUCAUUUGCUGAGACUGCAGAAUGGAAUGCGACUUCUCUCCUUUCUUGGGAUGUCUAAAACGUGACAAACAGGGUGAUCUGUUGUACACAUUACCUUACAAGGGAGAUGGUGACUUCUCCUUUUUUCUGUGGAUCAGUGCUAUUGUGUGUUCUCAGUUUAAGAUAGCAGAUCAUCUCAGCAGUAAGCACACCGACAGAACUGAGUUCCACAAAGGAAGCAGUUUCUGGUGCUUUGCAUAUGUCCAAAUCCAUGCAAGUGGGAGAAAGUUCCAAUGCACACUUCCCAUGCUUCUGAGUCUAGGUGUUGUGGUGAAUAUGCAGGAAUCAUUCCUGAGACAGAAUGUAUUUUGUUGUAUGACAGAAGGCUUUUCCAAGCAAACUGCAGUGAGUGUAGUGUUGAAUAUGUUGCAUGUCUAUGUUAGAAAACAGAAUCCAGUCAUCAGCUAAUACAGAUGAUUUCCCAGAGCAGUGUUUGUUUCAAGCUUCUGUCAAAUAGUUUGGCUUUUCUGCAGGGUCUCUGUGAUUUCCCCACCAAUGUACUUUCUUUGUUAACUCACUUAUUAUGGUAUAACUCAGGAACAGGUCUCAGGAUGGAGAGAAGCAUAUAACUUGAGCAAAGCUUUUUCUUGUGCUCUGAAGGGUCUUGAGAGGUGAGGGUGAUGCCUUCUGUGAGGAUUUUUAUCGCAGUGAAGCUCAAGUGGUACCCAACUGCAUUGUAAUUAACAUGAUUAUUGGCAUGUUUUUGACUCUCAUUUUCUACCAGGCUGCAGUGGGCCCACCCAUGGGCUGGCUCAUAACUGUAUGUUAUGUGGAAGAAGUGUGGGAAUGAUGGGUUUUCCAUGAAAUGUUGUGAUGCUUCUGGAGAUGGGGCAUAAACAUGUUCAUUCUUGUAGAGCUGCACUGUAUUAAACCAAAUUGUGUGAAGCAAGGUCACCUGGACCACUCUUGGGAAAUGCUUCAGAACCCCAGUCUGUUCCUUCUAGAGAAUUUGUUUUUGUGUUCUCUGUAUCUUAAAUCAAAUGUGUGCCUAAGCAAUUCUGUCCUCUGAUUCCCACCCCUACCCACCAAAAAAUGGUAGACAUGAAGGGCAGGUAAGGAAACAGAAAAGGUCUCUUUGCGGAUAUAUAUUUUUUAAAUGGCACUAUGUAGCAAUUAAGAGCUAAGGAGACAGAAAGACAGCAGAUGAGAAUAGAAGAGUACCUGUACCUACAAGGGGAAAAAUGAAUGCAAUUCUUUAUUUGAUAAGAGAGAACUGAAAGAUAUUAUUAUUUUCCUACAAUAAAGCAAGCUGUCCUGUCACAGGAUAAAGUGGAAUUCCGACAUGGAUUAUGGACUUCUUCUAACUCCCAUUGACAUUGCUUCUUACCAGACAUGGGGAAGAGUUGCCUUUCCUGAAAGGGGAGGAGGGCACUGUCCUUUCAGACAAAGCUUGUAUAAAUUCCUGAACCGCAAAUUUGCUAAAGUGACCGUAUAUAUUAUAUUCAUAAUUUAAAUGAUUAUUUAUGGUCAGAUACAUAUUGUUAAACUUGAAAAUGUUUUAUUACAUUACAUCAAAUAAAGUUUAUUUGUAGCUGAAAUAAAGCAAUGUAAGUAAAAAUUUUUAAUUAAAGGUCUUAUGUCAUACAUGUUGCUGUCUGUAGAAUGACUGAAGGGCAAACACUUUACAUGUUUGCUAAAAUCCUAACAGGUAGCUAAGACAGCUCUGGAUUCAAUUACAUUUCACUGUGAGGAUUCAUUGCCUUAGUGACUUUAUUUUUAUAAAACAAUGCCUGUUCAUUACUUGAUCUGAUGAAUGAGCAUUGUUUGGGCUCCUGGCACACUUGGCAUUGCUGGCAUCGAGGGGACAAAGAUGGGUAUGACACAGUCCUUGCUUUUAAGAGUUUGCCAUCAGGUAGAUGGCAAACAUGUCUCGGUUUGUCACAAUGUAGUAUAGUAAGUGCUAUAGCAGGUUUUAGGGAGUGACUUUUUCUUUCCUGUAGUGUAAGACAGGGCACUAUGGUUAGUUGGAUUGAUUCAAGUUUUCAGAUGUGUUGUUUAAUUUUUUAUGAAGACUUUCGUGAUUCAAAUUGACUCUUUAUCCUGCCUGACUUGAAUGCCUGACUGUUGACCUCUCUGCUUCAUUCUGGCUACAAAGGCUGAGCUUCAUAUGUAUACUGUACUUUAAAUAUAUGGCAGCAAAUGAAAGGCAAAGGUAGAAAUGGCAAAGGGAUGAGAAAAAUAAAUCAUUAAUACAGUUUCACAUAUGACAUAAUUUGUGUCAAAGACACAGCUUUUGUUUUAACUAAGAACUGGAAAAAUCAUUGAAAUGAACAUUUUGUAUAUAAUGACUGUUCAAGCAAGAAGGACUAUUCCUCUUCUCACUCUAGGGUAUCAGCUGUCAUUUUCUGGCAAGGUUGAGUACUGGGAAACCAUGCUUGAGAAGUAAAUCACUUACUUGUAAGAGAUAACUGAGUCACUGUUGCCUUAGCAUUUAGUUUUAUUCUGUAAAUAUGAAACAGGAGACACUCAGAGUUCCUAGGUUUUCUAGCAACUGUUUCAUAACUGAAAGCAUUGAUUAUAUUGUCAUGGGCUUGAUAUGCUUAUGCAUGUAUUUGAUGAUCAUAUUUUCAUGUAGUUUUAUUAGGUUCAUUGAUUGCAGGCAGUGGGUCAAAAUAUGAAUGGAAAAUGCAGGCAAUUUUUUCAAAUAGUUUAUGCUAAUAUAAUAAGUGUCUGAUUUACCAUCUAGAGAUAAUGGGAAUUUCCCUUUCAGCAUUUUCAUUGUCAAUUGAGUUUUCAAUUUAAUGGCUAUAAGUGUUUCUAAAUAUUGGAGUCUUGAAAAGUUGUUCAUGCUCCUUUUGAUAUCACACAUGUUUUCCCUCUUGGUUUGCGAUAUUCUUCCUGAUCUCAUUUAUUUGAUGUAUGUCUCCAUUAUUGUCCAGUAAAUCUUCAAGGGUAGGGACCACGUCUGUUUUUCUCAACAAUAUGCCCAUUACCUAGCACCAUGCUGGGAACAGAUAUAUGGUAGGCCCAUAAUGGAUAUAUCUUAAUGAGAAGGAUAGAGGGAAGGAGAGAAAGGCAAGAGUUCACUGGCACCUUUAAAAAAAUGUUUAUAUGAGGAAACAGAGAAGACUUGCCAUGAUCCAGCAACAUGCCCAGUGAAUGGAAGAGAAGGAAAUGGAAUUAAGCUAUUCUGUGUGCCCCUUAGGUCAGGCCCUCCACUACAUGGUCCUGCUUCUCUUGCAUGAGUUAGCUACUCAUAUCAUGAGAGCAUCCUUUUCUUAAUUUUCUGCACUAGUGAAGCAGAGCCAUGUAUGUGCUAUGGCCCAUAUGUUGAAACUUGUUUAUCUACAGCUAGCCAGAUGGUCUGUAACAGCGCACAAAGAAGCCAUUUGGAAACUUUCAGAGGGUCAGCACGUUUUGAAAACAACUCAGAGUAAUGCAUAUUGUGAUGUCAUUGCUUGCUUUAAGCUUACAGUGAGGAAUAUCUUGUUAGGUACUGAAUAUGAAACAUGCAGACUUUGAGAACCAACUCAGAGGUUCUAGCCCCCAGAGAUAGAAAUUUAUUUAAUUGGAUCACCCUUUAGACUUGUUUUGUCUGCAUGUUCUCUGAAAAAGGAAUAUAAUGUCUUAAUUUAAAAUACUUUGCUUUGUAAGUUGCUGCUGGGUUAAAUACAUUUUUUUAAAGAAAACCUGCUUAUGCGGUACAUGUUAACAGAGAUAUGAUGUGGUCAUCAGUACAAAUGUAAAA
Messenger RNA from Chlorocebus sabaeus (green monkey), 5507 nucleotides. RefSeq names its product 5-hydroxytryptamine receptor 7 (gene HTR7). NCBI's taxonomy places the organism in Eukaryota, Metazoa, Chordata, Mammalia, Primates, Cercopithecidae. Gene Ontology annotation, cellular component: plasma membrane. Gene Ontology annotation, molecular function: G protein-coupled serotonin receptor activity. The record is from RefSeq and is a predicted model, not a curated record. Gene Ontology annotation, biological process: adenylate cyclase-activating adrenergic receptor signaling pathway; positive regulation of MAPK cascade; chemical synaptic transmission.